UGUCCUAGAUUGCAACCUGAUGGCAUCAGAGCAUAACCGGAAGAUAUAUAUCUGUCGCUAUCUCAAAAUCUGAGGAAGAAUCCAAGGGGAAUAUUUCUCUCAGGUGUCUUUAUCUUGAGUCUCUGAUGCUCAGAGCCACCUUUUCCUCAGCAUUACAAGAAUUCAGGGAAGGAAAGGAAUUUUCCUGCUUAAAGCACUUGUGGAGUUUGGGAUGUAAAACCUGGGGUCACAUACCACAACCAGAAUUCUUGGAAGAAAUAAAGCAAGUUUUUCUAGGAGCUAAAAAUGGUUUGAAAAAUCUAAUGAGAGGGUAACUAGGUAGCUCAGUGGAUAGAGAGCGAGGCCUAGGGGCAAGAGGUCCCAGAUUCAAAUCUGGCUCAGACACUUCCUAGCAAUGUGACCCUGAGCAAUUCAGUUAAUCCCAACUGUCUAGCCUUUAACACUUUUCUGCCUUGGAACCAAUACUUAGUACCAAUUCUAAGAAAGAAAUUAAGGGGGUUUAUUUAAUCAAAUGAGAGUGGUAGAAGAAAUAUUGGAAAAUAAAUCAGAGUUGGGUAAGAAAAAUAUGAAGAGAAUUAAUAUCUUGGAACAAGAAAUUCAAAAUCUUAUAGAAGAAAAUAAUCCCAGUGCUAAGUAGAGUGACUGACAUAUAGAGAAUGAAAAAUAAUUGCUUAUUGAUAUACUAACUCGAAGGGAUAAGAAAAAAAUCCAUUUUUCUCCUAGGUUGGAAGUCAAUAUAAGGAAGGAGAGAACUAUGCUUAGAGGAGUAAUUGUUGAGGGUCCAGGACCAAAUGAAUUCAUAAUUGUGCCCAAAGAAUGGAGUAUGUGAUUGUGUAUAUAGUAUAACUCCUACACUCAAAUAUCAACAUCACUUACUAACAAUCUACAAACUGUUCUUAAUAGAUGGAGAGAGUUGUUCCUGGAUUUUAAGAUAAAGUUAAAAGGAAAGGUAGAUGUGUUAGGUUUAUAAUGGGUAUCCAUUGCCAUACAGAGGAUAAGAUAAGUUCAUUGCUUUACAAUGUGAUUCUUAUCUUCUCCAGUGAAGACCUAUUGGUUAUAGACACCAAUAGAUGGAAACCAAGAUAUUGAUCCCUCUCAAUAGGAAGGUAUGAGGAGAAAACAAACGUCCAAAAGAUCUAAACCUAUGCAAUGGUGAAUAUAGACCAAGGUUUUGCAAUUAAAUUUUGCCCUUUUUUAAACCUUCCUCCUUUCCCUGAAUUACUAAUUAAAUCUGUAGAUAAAAUGCAAAUCCUAUUUUUUUUUAAAAACCCUUACCUUUACCCUUAGAAUCAAUACUAAGUAUUGGUUACAAGGCAGAAGAGCAAUAAGGAUAGGAAACUGGGAUUAAGUGACUUGCCUAGGGUCACACAGCUAGAAAGUGUCUGAAGCCAGAUUCAAACCCAGGAGCUCUCAUUUCUAAAUUUGGCAAAGAAUUAAAAUUGAUGAUCAUGCUCAUCAUUUGUGGCAUGGCUAUACAUAAUAAAUGGCUGAACAUGACAUUAUGGUAUAUUAUCUGGGAAUAUUCUUGCACAAUAAGAAAUGAGGAAGAAGAUGGUUUCAGAGAAACCUGGGAACAUUCAUAUAUAAAGCGAUGUAGAGUGAAGUGAGAACUAGAAAAACAAUUUAUAUAACAACAAAAUUGCAAAGGCAAUUUAGAAGACAAAGAACUUCUGAUCAGCACAAUGACCAGCCACAAUUCUAGAAAGAAAAAGGAUGGCCUCAGAAGAUGCAAAUUGAGACCUUAUUUUAAAAACUAUGCUCAAUGGGGGAAUUUGUUUUGCUUGACUAUAUGUGUUUCAAAGAAGGGUUUUGUUUUUUCCUUCUUCCUUCCUUCCUUUCUUUUUUCUUCCUUCCUUCCUUUCUUUCUUAAUGGGGAGAAGUGGUGGGAAAGGAAGGGAGUAUUUUCAUUGAUUGAAAAAAUAAAAUUCACUUAAAAAAAUCUCCAUAGUAGUUUAGUGAAGUUCUAGGAAGUAGUGUUUAGGGGAAGUUGAGGAUUAACAUAACCAUCCAGGGUUAUGUUAUGAGACAUCAAUGUCUCAGAAUUUGCCUGCCUAGUUACAUUCUCAGAAUCUUUUAGCCUUUGGGAGCCCUAGAAAGGCAGAAAUGUUGAAGCAGGGGGCAGCUGGGUAGCUCAGUGGAUUGAGAGCCAGGCCUGGAGACGGGAAGUCCUAGGUUCAAAUCCGACCUCAGACACAUCCCAGCUGUGUGACCCUGGGCAAGUCACUUGACCCCCAUUGCCUAGCCCUUACCACUCUUCUGCCUUGGAGCCAAUACACGGUAUUGACUCCAAGACAGAAGGUAAGGGUUUAUUUAAAAAAAAAAAAGAAAGAAAUGUUGAAGCAAAUUCCCUCAAGGAAUCUAAAAUGUAAAUUAGAUUAUAGAAUUAAUGAAAAUCUCCUAACCCAGAAUAAGUAGCUUUUAACCUGGAUUCUAACUAUGACUAAGGACCUGUUCAAAUCCCUCCUUGCCCUUCUGACCCUUCCAAUAAAACACUACCCUUCAGUUCUAUCAAACUGCUCCUUCCUCUCAAUGCUAUGCUCAACCUCAAUAAUUCAGGAUAUCUCUUGAGAGCCUGUGGAUGAGUACCAUAAUUUACUGCAGCACCCCAACCCCACAAAUAAAAAUGAGCUAUCUCAUUCUUUCUCCCUAGCAUCCCAUGUCCAAACAAGAUAGAUGGAAGGAAGUGUUAAAGGCAAAUUUCUCUCCCCUACACUACAAUGACCUCCUACUUUGAUAAAACAAAAUUUAUACUUCCCUUUUUCCUCCACUUCUUGUCUCCCCCUUUUUGGAGUGACUAGGGUUUUUGUUUGUUUGUUUGAGGGUCAGUUUAGGGUAAGGAAUAGGAUCUGAAGAGGGAUACAAAAAAAAAAAGCUAGAUCUAGAUCUGGGGCAGGGGGUGAAACUGGGCCAUGGGCAGGGUUAAGCUAAAGCCUGGUCUAAAUUCAGAUUUGGAAAUAGGGUUGAAGCUGGAUUCAAACUAUCUAGUCAGAGCUGUGCAUCUGACAGUUCCAUAACUAGAAAGCAGUUUCCUCCCCAAACCCACCCCUUCAAUGCCAUAAAGAAUGCUAUAAGGCAGUCGCUCCGGAGUUGGGUUCUGUUUCUAUCCAGAGACUUUGGAGAGCUCAGAGAGGUCAGAGAAAUAAAUAUGGGAAGAAGGAAAGAGAAAGGGAAGUGGAAUGACCUAUAGGGUGAGGGGGAUGGACUGCAGCCCAGAAUUCAGAACAGACAACUAGAAAGGAUCCUCCCUCUUCCCUUGUCUCACUUUUUUCUUUCUGUUUCUGGAUCUGAAAUACCCAUCAUGAUGGCCCCUGCAGGAUCAGUCACAAAGAAGAGCUAAGGCAGCAAAGCCAUCUUCCUCUGACAAAGAGAUCUCCCCACAGAGAAACAUCUUCCCUCCACCCCCCACAACCAAGAUGUCAAAAGGAUUGACAGGCAGAACAAGUGGUCUGGAAACCUGCACCAGAUAGCAGAAGUUGCAACCAUCCAUGGACUCUUGACAUAAAAUGUGCUCUGGUAUUGUUGGACCUCUCUGCAUUUGGGAAGGGCAUUCAUAACCUUGUCCUAAGUUUCUCCUUCCACUGCAGAUGCUGCCUUUGGAAUCAUCACAGGGUGAAGAAACCCAUGGAAUUUACAUGACUUAUCAAGGAUCACACACCUAAUUUAGGUCACAGGUGUGAUGGAUUUAAGCAGGCUCUUGUGCCAUUUAUUCAGUUUUCUUAUCUCCAUUCUUCUCCUUGAGAUACCCACAUUGGCCUCAGGGAAGUUCUCAGUGAUUGGACCUACAGAACCCAUCCAGGUCUCAGUGGGGGAAGUUGCAGAGUUGCCAUGUCACCUCUCUCCAACACAAAGCGCAGAGCACAUGGAGGUGGUCUGGUUCCAAUCCACUCGCCUGGUACAUCUUUAUCGAGAUGGGGAAGAUCACCUUAGAGACCAGGACCAGGAUUACAAAGAGAGGACAGAACUAGUGAAAGACUCUCUUGCUAGUGGAAAUGUCACUCUGAAGAUACGGGAUGCAAGACUCUUAGAUGAAGGAAAUUACAAGUGUCAUUUUGAAGAUGAUUUUCAUCUAGAGGAAGCUGAUGUGAUGCUAAGAGUCUCAGGUGAAGAAGCUAAGCCAGUGUUGGUUUCCUGGAUGAUCGUUUUUAUUGUAUACAUCACUGCCUUCUGGGUGCUCACUUUAAGCUUUUUUGUGUGGAUCAUCCUGCGAUACCAAGAACACCUUACCCAGACCGGUCCCUGGCUGUGGGAAAUAAAUGGCAUCCUGGUUGUGACUUGGUCAUAUGAAAUUGGAAUUGCCAUGUAUUUUCUGUGGAUCCUACUACGAUGCCAAGGGUUUUCUCACACAGAAGAAUCUGACAAGCUGGACUGGAUGGACUGGGUGGCCUUUCUGAUUUCACUUUUUCUGCCAUGGAGAAUGACUGUGACUCUUCUUACCCUGUUCAAAGGACUGUGCUGCUGUAAAAUCAAAGGUUGCUGUGAACUAUCUGAGAGAAACCCCAGGACCAGCCCAAAUAACCUGUGAUCCAAUAACUGACUGUGGGACCACAUGAACAGCCUUAGAAGAUGGUCUCUGACCCUGAAGAGACUGAAAAGUCCCUUCCCAUGUGCUCCCUUGAUAACAUGGCAGGCAGUCAACAAAACAAUUUUGAGGUACUCCCUACACCCACCAGACCGACUAACAUGACAGAAAAGGAAAAUGAAAAAUGCAGGAGGGGAUGUGGAAAAAUAGGGACAUUAAGGCACUGUUGAACUGGUCCAAUCAUUCUGUAGAACAAUUUGGAACUAUACCCAAGAAAUAUAAAACUUGGAAUAUCCUUUGACUUUGAAUAUACCAGAAAUACAACUACCAGGUCAGUGUCCCAAAGUGAUCAAAGAAAAAGGAAAAGAAUCUAUAUGUACAAAAGCUCUUUUAGUGGUGGCAAAUUCGAAAAUUGUGGAGAUACCCAUAAACCAGGGGAAUGGCUGAACAAAUUGUGGUACAUGAUUGUGAUGGAAUAUAAUUUUGACAUAAGAAAUGAUACACAGGCUGCUUUCAGAAAAACUUGGAAAGACUUAUAUGAACUGAUAAAAAGUGAAAUAAGCAGAACUAGGAGAAUAUUGUACACAGUAACAUCAAUAUUGUAAUGAUCCACUUAGUCUGAUCAAAACAGUGAUCCAAGGACUCAGUGUGAAAAGUGCUCUCCUACAUCCAGAGAGAGAACUUAUGAACUGUGUGCAUAUUAAAGCAUAUUUUUUCUUUUA
Messenger RNA from Monodelphis domestica (gray short-tailed opossum), 5241 nucleotides. Its product is annotated as myelin-oligodendrocyte glycoprotein-like. The record is from RefSeq and is a predicted model, not a curated record. Lineage: Eukaryota; Metazoa; Chordata; Mammalia; Didelphimorphia; Didelphidae. Gene Ontology annotation, molecular function: signaling receptor binding. Gene Ontology annotation, biological process: regulation of cytokine production; T cell receptor signaling pathway. Gene Ontology annotation, cellular component: external side of plasma membrane.